AUGGCGGACGAGCAAGAUCCUUCAUGUACACCGGUGUAUUAUCUCGGUGGAACGGAGAGAACAAGGCAUCACAGUGAUCCAUCAUCAGAUUCUACUUGCCUUCCCCUCGCUCCCGCAGAAGACUACAGCACAUACGACAUUGUAAAGGCCACCCAAUUCGGUGUUUUUGAUCGUUGUCGUGAAAUCGUCGAAAGUGGCUAUGACGUCAAUCGACCAGAUUCCGAGAACGUCACCCUCCUCCACUGGGCAGCAAUCAACAAUCGCCAAGAAAUCGUUAAAUAUCUUAUAUCUAAGGGAGCCAAUGUCGACACAAUAGGAGGAGAGCUGUUAUCUACGCCACUGCACUGGGCUACUAGGCAAGGCCACCUUGCUAUGGUCGUUCUACUGAUGCGUCAUGGAGCUGAUCCUGCUAUUACUGAUGGAGAAGGCUGCCAGUGCAUUCAUUUGGCUGCUCAGUUCGGUCACACCGCCAUUGUUGCUUAUUUGGUUGCUAAAGGUCAGAAUGUCAAUGCUGCUGAUAAGAAUGGUAUGACACCUCUCAUGUGGUCUUCUUAUCGAAUUGCAACGAAUGAUCCAACUAGGUUACUAUUAACUUUGGGUGCUAGUCUGACCAUGGUUGAUCACCACCACAAAAAUACUCCACUCCACUGGGCUGUGUUUGCUAGAAACAACAAUGCCAUCUCUUUGCUGCUGAAAGCCGGAGUAAGCUUGGAUGAGAAAAAUGGCAGAGGUAAAAAGAUUCACCAAUUGAUAUGGCCAGGAGACUUAACCAACCGUACAUCCAAAAAACGUCUGGAAGAAGCUAAGAAAGACAGCGAUAAAAAAUCUCAUUGUCUAACAAUAUAUAGAGAUAAGAAAAUUCGAUAUGGCUGCAUGGUUGGUUCUCCUUUUAUAGUCUUCUAUAUCAUUGGUGCACUUCUGGAAAGUAGAGAAUCAUAUCUUGUCAAAGUAGGGUUACUAAUAAUUCUUGGUAUAGCAGUAACAAUUGCAGGCAAAUUAUUAUUUGAUGAUCGAAUUCUCAAUAUGCUUCCAAUAUCUGUUUACUUAUCUACGAAGUUUUGGAUGUAUGUGACGUGGUUUAUGUGGUUCAAUCCCUAUGUAGGAGAUAUUUGGCGAACUCUAGGCUUUAUGUUGUGUACAAUGUUCCUGUUUUAUAAUUUUAUAAAGGCAUGGAAAUCUGACCCUGGUGUAAUACAGAGUACACCUGAACAAAGAUAUAGGACAAUUAUUGAGUUGGCUGAAAGGGAUGGUUUCCAUCCAAAUUGGUUUUGUAGUUCCUGUUUAGUACGCAGGCCUUUGCGAUCAAAACAUUGUUCUGUUUGCAAUCAGUGUAUAGCAAGGUUUGAUCACCACUGCCCUUGGGUUGGCAAUUGUGUUGGUCUUGGCAAUCAUAAGUAUUUUGUUCUAUAUCUCUUCUGGCUGCUAGUUAUGAUCAUUUGGUGCCUACACGGAUGCUUCCGAUUUUGGAAGGCGCACGUUAGUUAUAGUGACACUCCAUUUUUUCAUUUUUUGUGGUCUGCAACUCGUGUGAGUGGAUGGGUUAGUUGGAUAGCUGCCAACGCUAUGCUGCAUGGCUUCUGGGUCGGUUGUCUUCUACUCUGUCAACUUUAUCAAGUGGUGUGGUUAGCUAUGACUACAAAUGAAAGAAUGAAUUGUUCAAGAUAUCGACAUUUUAAAAGGGAUAAAAACGGACGCAUCCGAAGCCCAUUCUACCGGGGUGCUUUCCAAAAUUUCCUGGACUUCUGUGAAUGGAAGUGCUGUGGUUUGUUUCAAAUCGAUACCCGAGACUGGAAGCAAGUCUACGAUUCAGAAGACGAAGGUGAAGGGUCCAUGCUUCUCCGCACCGAACACCACUAUAUUUAAUCCUGUUUAACGUAGUACAACGGCUAUAUUUUCAUUCUCUUACAUUCUAUACGAGAUCCAUUUCCUCUGAGAUCAGGUUUGACACAACGCAUAAGCAAAUGGACACC
This is a messenger RNA of Uloborus diversus, 1970 nucleotides long. It is a transcript of the gene Hip14, whose product is annotated as palmitoyltransferase ZDHHC17-like. Gene Ontology annotation, biological process: protein palmitoylation. The record is from RefSeq and is a predicted model, not a curated record. NCBI's taxonomy places the organism in Eukaryota, Metazoa, Arthropoda, Arachnida, Araneae, Uloboridae. Gene Ontology annotation, molecular function: palmitoyltransferase activity; protein binding. Gene Ontology annotation, cellular component: Golgi membrane.